Messenger RNA from Camponotus floridanus (Florida carpenter ant), 3473 nucleotides. RefSeq names its product guanine nucleotide-binding protein G(s) subunit alpha (gene Galphas). The record is from RefSeq and is a predicted model, not a curated record. Gene Ontology annotation, molecular function: G protein-coupled receptor binding; GTP binding; GTPase activity. NCBI's taxonomy places the organism in Eukaryota, Metazoa, Arthropoda, Insecta, Hymenoptera, Formicidae. Gene Ontology annotation, cellular component: heterotrimeric G-protein complex. Gene Ontology annotation, biological process: sensory perception of chemical stimulus; adenylate cyclase-activating dopamine receptor signaling pathway. The transcript has 10 exons. The coding region runs from base 246 to 1391 and encodes 381 amino acids.
CCUCCCCCGCCACCCCCGCUCUCGCCCACGCGACUAACUCGAUCGCGGGCCGCCGUCGUCCGUCCCGAUCCGGAUCCCGGUCGUCCGCCCUCUCGGUCAACGCCGGCACCACCGCCAUCGCCGCCGCCGACGCCGCCGACGCCGUCGACGUCGUCGCCAACGCGACCCGGGAAGGCAACGGGCCGGUAGACGUGGAAGGGAAAAACGGAGAGGGCGAGCCACGCGUGUCCUUCCCGUGGUGUGUCAUGGGGUGUUUCGGCAGCCAGAGCAGCAAGGCCAGCCAGGAUGACAGCAAGAAUCAGAAGAGGCGAUCCGACGCCAUCACCAGGCAGCUGCAGAAGGACAAGCAGGUCUAUCGCGCCACUCACAGGUUACUCUUGCUCGGAGCGGGAGAGUCCGGCAAAAGCACGAUCGUCAAACAGAUGAGGAUACUGCACGUCAAUGGUUUCAGCGAAGCGGAGAAGCGGCAAAAGAUCGAAGACAUUAAGAAGAACAUUAGGGACGCCAUCUUGACGAUAACCACUGCGAUGAGCACGUUAACGCCGCCCGUUACGUUGGAGGACCCGGCGAACCAGAGUAGAAUGGAUUAUGUCCUGGAAGUCUCGUCUUCCCCAGACUUCGAUUAUCCUCCGGAAUUUUACGGAAUCGUCGAAACCCUUUGGAAAGAUCGGGGCGUUCAACAGAGCUUCGAAAGAAGUAACGAGUAUCAGCUCAUCGACUGCGCCAAAUAUUUUCUAGAUAAGGUAGCCAUCGUAAAACAGCCGGAUUACACGCCCACAGAACAGGACAUCUUGAGGUGUCGAGUUCUCACGUCCGGCAUUUUUGAGACGCGGUUUCAGGUCGACAAAGUGAACUUUCAUAUGUUCGACGUUGGUGGCCAGCGAGAUGAAAGAAGAAAAUGGAUACAGUGUUUUAAUGACGUUACGGCAAUUAUAUUCGUCACGGCGUGUAGUAGUUACAAUAUGGUCCUCAGGGAAGAUCCUACGAAGCUGAGACUCAGAGAGAGUCUCGACCUUUUCAAAAGUAUCUGGAAUAAUCGAUGGCUCCGGACGAUUUCUGUGAUCUUGUUCCUAAACAAGCAAGAUCUCUUAGCGGAAAAAGUCAAAGCGGGCAAGCACAAACUCGAGGAUUACUUUCCGGAAUUCGCGCGUUACCAAACCCCAGUCGAACCUGGGGUGGUCGCGGAUCCCUCGGAACCGCCUGACGUCAUAAGGGCCAAGUACUUUAUCAGAGAUGAGUUUCUCCGCAUAAGUACGGCGAGCGGUGAUGGCAAGCACUACUGUUACCCGCACUUCACAUGCGCCGUUGACACGGAGAACAUCAAGAGAGUGUUCAACGAUUGCCGGGACAUCAUCCAACGGAUGCACCUGCGUCAAUACGAGCUCUUGUGACUUCGUUCCUGCCGACGUUUCCUGUCAUCAUCCGUUAACCUGACCGUCACGCUCGUGCUGCGCCUCGAAUUGCGAUCACUCUGAGCAAGCGAAUGAGCAAAGACCCGCGAAACUCGUCGCGAAAGCAUUCGCUGCCAAUCAGGUAACGCGCGCCGAGGGCUUCCUCCGGGAUCGGAAGCAUAGUCGACGGGAUGGACGACCGCGUUCAUCGAGAACUCGCCAGCAGACGUAGAAAGAGAGAAAGAGAGAGAGAGAGAGAGAGGGGACUCUGCAAAUCGAUCGCUCCAUUUCUUUUCGCCGACAAGAUUCAGAAAGAUGAACCGAUACGCCGAUACAUACUGCUGCUGAAUCUCUCGUUUCACCGUCUGAAAUCUGUCUCUCGCGAACGAAGCGUUCCCUCUCGCAUGGAAUAAAUCGUAAAAUCGUGUAAACCGCGCGUCGAUGCGUCGUCUCGCAGUCGUUCGACGAAAAUGAACGAGCGGCCCUUUCCACCGGGCGUAUUCUCAAACGGUUACUCGACUCUCUUUUGAGUUAGAUGAAAGAGUGUGCUGAACACUCGUCGUCGUCGUCGUCCGAACGACGAUGACGGGAACGAAACUCUCGCGCUCGAUCGUGCGUUAUGAACCAUUUACCUCGUUACCGUUAAUUUUAUUCCUAUUUGCGUGCAAUUCCGUUCAGGAAAACGCGCGCGGAUCCUGUCGUAAACGUGGGCCAACGUCGUCAUCGGGUGUGAUUCGAGUGACGAUUCUCCUCUCGUUCAACACACUCUUGACGUAAAUUAUUAUCGUUAUCAGCUUAGCGUUUAAGGAUGUUUCCUAAGACUUAGGCGAACCUCUCCGGUGAAAAGAAAAAAGAAAAAAAGAAGAAGAAGAAGAAAAACUUUUAUUCGUUUUUAACUUUCUCCUCUUUACUCGUUUUUCGAAUCUCCGCUACUACCCUUGCCUAGCUCCUCCUUACAUCUCGCUUAGAAUUUCUGUGUUAUCUCCCGUUUUCUUCUUUUACUUUCGUUGAGCUUUCGAAUUUCGAAUCUCAAUUCCUUUUAUUUUUAUUAUUAUUAUUAUCAUUAUUAUUAUUAUUAUUAUUAUUAUUAUUAUUAUUAUUAUUAUUAUUAUUAUUAUCAUCAUUAUCAUUGGCCUGACCCGUAGAAGUGUCUCAGCCGCGCCCUUUUUACGAGAAGAGUAUUUUGUGACAUUUUACAGUAUUUCGAAGAGCGUUUUAAUUAUAUAAAUAUGUAUCGAGUAUGUACAGGGUGACCGUCCACGGAUUCUCAUCGUUUUUUACGUACAUUUCUUAUCGAUCGAGGUCUCUCACGGAUACGGACUUUCCCCCCUUUUUUCUUUUUUUUUUUUUUCCGCUACCAACAAUAUACAUAUAUAUAUAUAUAUUGUAAAUGAAGUUACUACUUUUUUUUCUUUUUAGUUUUUUCUGUACUUAGGCACGCGCACUACCGCAACAAUAAUAAUAACGUUCUGUGCAUUCUAGCCCACGUAAAUGAAAAUGUGCCACGUUCAAGUUCUUCGUUAUCAUGCGCAUGCAAGUGUAAUUUUGCGGUAACGUUGCACGCACAACGUUUUUAAGCUCGUGUAAAAAUUUAAUUGUUUUUUACUUUGGCACCGAAUUCGCAUCUCAUUUUCGGAGAGAUCGUCGCGCCCCGAUGAUACGUUGAUGGUAACGUGUACAAAUUUUUACGCGACUGACCCGACAGUCAAUCACGAUGUGGAUCAUUCUUACGGCGAAUGCCCCGGCUCCGAUGUGCAAGAAUUUUUUUUGUCUCCCACGCGCCGUCAUAAUUGCAUCCACUUCCCUCGUCGAUGCUUGAAUAUUUUCUAUCUAUAGUAGAUUAUUUAUCAAUUUUUCCUUUAAAUUUAACUUUUGCGUAAAUUUAACUUUAGUUGACGUUAUAUCAAAAGAUAACGAAAUACUUGCGCGUCAAUGACGUACACAUAGAUCAAGUACAAUACUUUAAAUUUGAAGAGACAUCUAAUUGGCUAGCUCUAAUUGGCAGCUGCUUUAUUCCAGUCAUUUUUCUAUCGAAAAUGUGGAAAUCGAAUAUUUCUUUACUAUAGUAUUUAUUUAUUUAAA